AUUUUAGGUGGGUACAUGAUAGCGGAGACAGGAUUGAUUUCCAGAUGAGAGCAUUCAAUGAAUUGAUCACUACUAUUCCAUGCUCUAAUCCAUUGAAUCCACCAAUCACAGUCGUGGAGCCGGUCAUUUCUCGAACUGUGAAUCUCACCUGCAUUGCUCUAGAUCAGCUGCUCGCGCCCUCCCCCUUUCUCUUUCUCUCCAGCACUCCGAAUCCGAGUGCCGAAGCCGUGCACGCAUGGCAGAGAACCGGCCAAUCCCGGCCAGGGCGGCUCCUGACGUACCGCACACCUUCGCAUCAUCCUUGGCGCAGUCAUUCCGCUCCUCCUCGCCGCUGGCCCAGGAGCUGGUGGCGAGGGACCUUGCAGAAUGCUCCGACGCCGGGGACCCGGACUCCGGAGAUGAACAUGCUCUGGAUUCCUCUGACUCGGAGGACGGAAUAGAGGCCCCCACCCUCUACAGGCGGCCGAGUGGCAUCGCCUAUGGGACUGCGCGUCCUGCCUUGGGAUCGAACGCUCUCAGCGAGCCUGUUCUCACCAGGGAGGAGCGUGUCAAAUCCCGCGACGCCGAACGCAGCUUACUCAGGGACAACCAUAUCCUGCCGCCGAAGCACCCCGGCGUGGCCAGGCCGUCCCUCCUCGGCCGGCUCUACAGAAGGCUGUUCAGCACAAAGAUCCCCCUUCCAUCGCCGGACGAGGAGUCUCCCUCCCGAGCCGGUGAUCGUACAGAAGUGUCACCCCUUCUCGGGCCGGACCUUACGGGCGCCGCUUCGGGCCAUGAGCACCUGAACGAGCAGUGGGAAGCCGCCGUUGCCGAAGGGAGGAUCAAGACCACGUGGCAGAGGGAGGCGAAGACGAUAGCCGUCUACUCGAGGUCCCUCAUUGUCACCUUCCUCCUCCAGUACUCCAUCAACGUUGCCAGCAUCUUUGCUGUAGGACGGAUCGGAAAGCUUGAGCUUGGAGCCGUGAGUCUCGCAACGAUGACCGCAAACAUUACUUGCUACGCGCUUUUCCAGGGACUGGCCACCAGCCUUGACACCCUCUGUGCGCAAGCCUACGGUUCAGGCCACAGGCAUCUCGUAGGCUUGCAGUUCCAGAGGAUGACGUACUUCCUGUGGCUUAUCAUUAUCCCCAUCGCGGUCCUCUGGUUCAAGGCAGAGGGCAUCUUGGCCACGAUGAUUCCCGAGCGACGCUCAGCCGAGCUGGCAGGGAUAUACCUGCGGAUCACUCUCCUGGGCGCCCCAGCCAUGGCCGCAUUCGAAUGUGGGAAGAGAUUCGUGCAGGCCCAGGGCCUAUUCCACGCGACAACCUAUGUGCUGAUGAUCGCGGCCCCGUUGAACAUACUACUGAACUAUCUGUUUGUCUGGAGGUUUGGCUGGGGUUACAUUGGCGCGCCCAUUGCCGUCGUGGUUACGCAGAACCUUCUCCCGCUGCUUCUAUUCCUAUACGUCUGGCUGGUGGACGGAUCGCAGUGCUGGGGCGGUCUCAGCAAGCGCGCAUUCUCAAACUGGGGUCCAAUGAUUAGAUUGGCGCUUCCAGGCAUGAUUAUGGUGGAAGCGGAGUGGUUCGCGUUUGAGAUCCUGACGCUGGCAUCUGGCCGGUUUGGGACCUCCUACUUGGCCGCCCAGAGCGUCUUGGUAACGGUCACCUCUACGACCUUCCAGAUACCCUUCCCGCUGUCAAUCGCUGGGUCCACUCGGGUUGCGAACUUGAUCGGUGCGAAACUACCCGAUGCGGCGAAGACAUCGGCCAAAGUGACCUUCGCUGGAGGCUUGCUUGUUGGUCUCUUCAACCUGACCAUGGUCGCCACCUUCAGAUACCAGAUACCUCUUCUCUUCACCAAGGACCCCGAGGUUGUCGAGAUAGUCGCACAUGUAAUGCCAAUCUGCGCGGUUAUGCAGCUCUUUGACGGCACGGCUACCGUCGCCCACGGUCUGUUGAGGGGCAUUGGGAGACAGGAGAUCGGAGGCUACGCCAAUCUGGCAACAUACUACCUUGUGGCGCUUCCCAUCUCCUUUGGUCUCGCUUUCGGCCUUGGCUGGAAACUCAACGGCCUGUGGGUCGGAGUGACGUUUGGGCUUCUUCUGGUAUCGGUUAUUGAGUACUGGUUUAUAUGCAAGUUGGAUUGGGAAAGAUCCGUGAGAGAGGCAGAGCAUAGAAACGCGACUGGAUAGAGGGUAUGGUGGGAUGAUCUGCCCAUGUUUACUGUGUAUAACGCCGCCAAGAAGAAAAGGGGAGAGCUAAGAAGUCCAAUUUUUAUAGCACGAAAAGAAAGGGGGGUCUCCGAUAAUGGGCAUAUACAACUGGGAAGAUCAGCCUUGGAGUAACCAGCCGUGAUGAGGUACACGUACUUGGGAUACCAGUGGUUGAAAGACAUGUAAACCUACCUACGCUGUUGACUCUCGUAUCAAAUUACACAAGCAGAUUGGAAGAUGUUUGUUUGCUGAUUGAGCUUGUGUCAACUGACGAAGCUUGUGUGAAAUUGGCCUGUGCAUUGCGGGGUUGGCCUGUGCGUUCCAGAAACUAGCAAUAAAGAGC
Messenger RNA from Phialemonium atrogriseum, 2534 nucleotides. RefSeq names its product MATE efflux family protein. Gene Ontology annotation, molecular function: xenobiotic transmembrane transporter activity; antiporter activity. Lineage: Eukaryota; Fungi; Ascomycota; Sordariomycetes; Cephalothecales; Cephalothecaceae. Gene Ontology annotation, cellular component: membrane. The record is from RefSeq and is a predicted model, not a curated record. The coding region runs from base 236 to 2170 and encodes 644 amino acids. Gene Ontology annotation, biological process: xenobiotic detoxification by transmembrane export across the plasma membrane. The transcript is spliced from 5 exons.